Colletotrichum graminicola M1.001 is the source of this 1179-nucleotide messenger RNA. RefSeq lists its product as uncharacterized. NCBI's taxonomy places the organism in Eukaryota, Fungi, Ascomycota, Sordariomycetes, Glomerellales, Glomerellaceae. The transcript is spliced from 2 exons. The record is from RefSeq and is a predicted model, not a curated record. Bases 1 to 1179 code for a protein of 392 amino acids.
AUGUCGUUACUGAAGCUGGUGCUGGACGUGGGCGCGAGCCUGAUUUGGGAUGGCUGCAUACCUGUACCCGGAGGAGGAAGACCCGGAGGCGCCUUCUCCUGGUGGCUCGGCCCGUGCGGCGGGACGGAGCUGGUGCCGGAGGAGAUCAAGGAGACCUUCGGCAUCCUCAGCUCGGUGACAGAUGGGGUAUCGCGCUUCAAGAAACCAAAGGCGCCCAAGGGCAGCGGCAAGAAGGGUGACGAUGCAAACCUCACGAACAGAGCCAAGCCCAAGCAGGGCACGGGCAGCGGCGCCAACGUGUUAGGAAAGACGCAGCUGGGUAGCGUUGGUAUCCGCAAGAAGUGCAACGUGCCCAAGUCGCAGUCGACCCAGCGGCUGGGCAUAGCCAAGAACACUAUGCGCCGGCAGUCGUGCGUGGCUGACCAAACGCAAAGGGAAGAGGUCAUCGUCACCUCCCUGACCUACAGCGCCCGCACCACCCAGGUGAAGGCUACAUGCAGCGCCGCCUGUUCGCAGGCCUGCUACUACUACAGCAGCGUCAUCCGUAACAACCAGGCUUGGGCUACCUUGACGUGUCCGCAGGCAGCUGCCACCACUGCCCAUCGCCAGGACGGCCAGGCCACGGCCACCUGGAGCACACAGCACCGCGGUUCUGGCUGGACCGAGGAAAUCAACCGCCAGCAAGAGGGCUGCGACUGCGACGAGUACCCGCCGGCCUACCUGCUGGACGCCAACAGCCCCGCCAUCCUUAACUCGGGCGUUGACCGUACCGGCCAGCUGGUGCGAUAUGUCCCGGACACGGAGAAACACAAGGCUGGCCAGAUGUGGAAGGGCGCCUGCUUCGGAGGCACACUGCAAGAUUUGUCGGACACAAACUUCGACGCCGCCGUCAGCCGCGACCCGGCGAGCGCCAAGCACGUCAGCCGCCCCAAGUCCCAGCUGCUGCGCACGUACAUGGACAGUGGCGUCAACACACAUCCCGAGUUCACCAUCGCGUCGUACGACCACUUCGGCAGCCCACCUGCCAAUGACGGCCUCAACGACAACCAGUGCUGGCCCAGCGGUAUUGCGGCCGCCGACUCGGGCUUCGCCCUCCUGACGUACGACCCCUACUACGACACAAACCCCAUGCCGUACAGGUACGAUCAGGCCUAUGUGCAGGGCGCCAACGGGUCAUAA